Molecule: messenger RNA, 1026 nt
Organism: Synchytrium microbalum
Lineage: Eukaryota; Fungi; Chytridiomycota; Chytridiomycetes; Synchytriales; Synchytriaceae
Exons: 5
Coding region: 1-1026 (341 amino acids)
Molecular function (GO): palmitoyltransferase activity
Source: RefSeq, a predicted model, not a curated record
AUGGAGGGCACCAACUACUCUCAUUUCGUUGUCUUGUCGCUAUUCAUGAUAUUCCUGAUCGGUCUCAGUGUCGAGUUUGCUUUAUUCAUACCCUGGAUACUGAAUCAAAGUAUCCUGCUGAUUGUAUUGAAGGUGGUUGGAUAUAACGGAGUUGGGGUUGGGAUGUUCUUGAACUACGCUCUGGCAAUUGUUACUGAUCCUGGUAGAGUUCGGAAGGGCUGGUACUCUCAUGAUGCUCCACCAACGGAACCGAAUGUUGGAACAGAUGUAUCAAUCCAGGUAUCGCAAUCGAUACAGCCUCCUAGGUUCUGCCAGUCUUGCCAGAACUACAAACCACCAAGAACGCAUCACUGUAAAGAUUGUCGGCGAUGUGUCCUGAGAAUGGACCAUCAUUGUCCUUGGACUAACAAUUGUGUGGGCUUCCUCAAUCAUGCUCACUUCUUACGCUUUCUAAUAUGGACUUCAAUUGGCUGCUUGAUGGUCGCUACGAUCAUAAUAUGGAGACUGGUUGAGAUUGUAUUGGCUAUUGAGAAGGGAACUACCAAGGUAGCCGAAAGACUAUCGAUAUCAGAACUCAUGCUCCUCCUGUUACCAUGGUUGUUCUCCUCUCUUCUUACACCCAACACCGUCUCUAAACAGGCAGGCGAAUUCAUCGCGACAGACAUUGAAAUCAUCGUCAUCGGCAUGGACAUUGUCAUGCUCAUGCCAAUCGCAUCCGUCGUAUGGCUCCUCACAUCCUCCCACCUAUACUGGGCAUGCACAAACCAAACCACAAUCGAAGUAUCGCAUCGCAAAGAAUCCAAUUUCCUUGUCGGGACUCGUCUGAGAGGAGACAAGAAUCCAUAUGAUUUGGGGUUUAAGAGGAAUGUGGUUCAAGUGUUUGGACAUGUGUGGAAGUAUUGGCUGGUACCGCCGUUUCCGUUGGGCAGGAAGGUGACUGUUGGUGAUGGACACUCUUUCGAGUUUGUGGGGUCUGGGAAGGUGGAUUUGUUGGGUGAGAUUGUUAAUGAGGAGAAGAUGUUGUAA